This is a messenger RNA of Stylonychia lemnae, 3843 nucleotides long. Lineage: Eukaryota; Ciliophora; Spirotrichea; Sporadotrichida; Oxytrichidae. The record is from the annotation of a GenBank genome assembly.
AUGUGGGGAGUAUUUAAUCAUGAGUAGAGCUAGGAGUAGAAUCAGACUCCAACUCAAAACAAGCAGCUGAAUUACUAGCCAAUACAGCAAUAGAGGAGUUAGCAAACAGUUUUACCACCCAUUACUAGAAAUAGAUCCUCAAUGGAUCUGAUCAACAACAGAAGUUACACCUCAGAACCUCAGGCUGAAAGAUUACUAGGAUCUUAGAAUAUAGCUGCAAUUAAAAGCUAGAGACCUUUACUGAAUACUAUAAUAGGCUCUGGUUAAAACUAAGGUGGGAUCUCUGGUCUUGAAGAUUAUACUGCUUCUUUUAAACUCCCCUACAUUUAGCAAGGCGCUUCAAGAUAAGAACUGGUUGAAGUACAAAAUAAAUGCAGAGAAGUAGAGAUUAACUUGUUAGACUUAAAGUCAUCUAUUGAUCGUCGACUAGCAUAGAUAAUCGAGGAGAUUCCGACUAGACUGCAGAGGGAAUUGAAGAAUAUAGAGAACAGAGAUAAUCAUUUAUGGAAAGAUAAUAAUGGGAAGAUGACUUAAAUUAUUGAAACAGUUACUCGCAUCAGAGAUCAAGUCAAAGUGAAGCAGCAAGAUCACAUUGAUAGGAUACAAAACUUAUAAGCUAUGGUUACUGAUAACGACUUCAAGGUAGCGUCUAUGAUGAAAUAGCUUGAGGUUCUAUAGAACUAUUAGUCGGCAUAGUCAACAGGUGUGGCUGUACAUGAUCCAUAAAACACAGCUAAGUAUACUGGAAGCAUGCUUAGUGGAGGAGGCAUGGAUACUCAAAGCAGUCUAGUUAAGUUCGAGAAGGAAGCAGACUCCAAAUUUUUGAAAGAUCUAAUUACUGAAGAGAGAUAGAAGCGUGAACAUUAGCUCGAGGAGCAUUACAAAAUGUAUUAACACUUGCAGAGUAUUGUACAUGGACUUGAAAAUGAUGUAAUGAAAAAGCUUAAAGAACACAGAAAUGACUAGCUAUCAAUAUUCGCAACUGGUGAGGAAGAGAGAUAAAGACUAGAGCGAAUGAAAUUGGAAAGAGCUGAAUCAGACACUCAAUACACUAAGUAAAUGCUCAUGAAUCUAGAAAGAAAAAUUGAAGAUGAGUAGUAAUUCAGACUGAAAAAUGAGGAUGAUUAGAAGCGUUACUUUGAAAAUAAAUUCAUUGGACUCCUUGAAAAGAUGAAAAAUGAGGAGAAGUUGAGUCUUGAAAGAGAGCGCAGAUUAAUGCAACAAUUCCAGGAGGGAUUAGUCACUAUGAAUGAUAUUAUUAGAGGAACAAAGGAGUAAAAUCUGAUAUCCUUAACUCAUUAGUAAACUGUACUAGGAGAUCAAAUUAAGGGCUUGUUUUAAACAGUUGAAGCUGUUAAAGAUGGAGUCAUGUCAAGGUAAUAAGUGAUUGAGACAGAACUAGGUGAGUAAAGAUCUAAAAUGAAUGACUUGGAGGCUGCCACAUUCAAGCAUGCUUAAACUGUCAGUGAAACUCUUGAAAACGAAAUAACUAGAUUUGAAAGAGUAAUAUCUGCUUUUGAAAAGUACAUUGAUACCUAAACUUCUGACUUAAGAGGUAUAUUGGCAAAGUAAGCAGAGGAGAAUUCCAAAUGGAAAGGCGAUUAUGAGGACAUUAAUACAAAGAAAGUUGUUGAAAUCCAUAGUGCAUUGAAGUUGUUAAACUCAAACAUAGGUAAAGUAAACUCUGAUUGCAAGGAUAGAUUCGACAUGAUUAAUAGUGAAAUGAGAGUGCACGAAAAUGCCACCAAUGUUUAAAUCUAAGAUCUUAGGAAUAAGGUCGAGGUUGAUGAUAAAUCUAUUGAAGAGCGUUUAUAAUUAGCAGUUGACAAGGCCUAUGAUAGAUUGAAACAAAAUUUCGAUGCUACGAUGAAUGACUAUAACAAGAUGGUCAAUUAAUUCAAUAUGCAAUAGACUGAAAAGUUCGAAUAAAAUAAUUCUGAUGUCAAAAAUUUCGUUCAAAGUAAGACUGAUGAAAUGAGGAACAAGAUCUUAGAAGAGAGGAGGAAGCUUGAUACUAUAGUAGAAGGUAAAUGCUAAGCUUAUACAAUUGAAAUUGAGAGGAAAAUAUUGCAAAGACUUCAGUAAACUAUGAUUGAAAAUCAAACUUUAAGAGAAGAAAUGCUAAAAAAGAUGGAUAAAGCCACUAAGGAAUAAGAUGAAGUUGCAAGAUAACUCUAAGAAGAGAGAUUAAAGAUUGAUAUGAAAAUUAAUGCUAAGGAAAAUGAUAUCAGAGAGUGGGCUUUGAAGGAACUCUAGGACAAUUACACUGACUUCAACAGAUUAUUAGCAGCUAAGGUACUUGAAACUGAGAAUAAGAUGAGGCAGUUACUAGCAAAUCAUAAACCCUCAAAAUCAGAUGUGCCAAUUAAAGACUCUGUAACUGGUGCUCUAUCAGAGUUAACACUCAAAGAAGCAGUUGAUAACAUGGGAAUGGGGAUAAAGACGGAUUUGCUAUCAUUAUUCGAAGAUGACAGGAAACUUAAGAACAUAAGAUUCCAAGAAGUAUUCCAUUUGAUGGAAUCUAAUAAGAAUCUCAUUAAUGAGCACAUUGCUUAGUAGUUUGAGAGUUAGAAGGCUCUAACAAAGGCAUUUGUGAACAAAGAAGUGGCAGAAAGAACUGUCGGAGAUAAUAGUAUACUUUCGCAAUUGAAUAGAAGGCUUGAUGGAAUUGAUGCUUUAUUCGAUGGAAAACUUAAAGAUGAAGUUAAGAUCAUGCAAGAAAGACUAACUGAACAGUAGAAUAUGAUCGAGGAGGAAAAAAAAGAGAAUGCAGCAGCAAGAUAGAAAAACGAAGAAUCUAUGCAGAAGAUGCAAGAGGAAUAAACUUAGAAAUUGGAAAAUAUAAAGGAAAAUGUAGAUAAACAGUUAGAGGAAGGAUAGAAAAAGCAAUAAGAGGAGCUAUAGAAAGUGGAGGGAGAACUUAAAAAGGAAAAUGAAGAGUAGAAAAAGCGCACUGAUGAAUAGGAAGUGUAAAUCAUAAUGAAUGAGAUGAUUAAUAAAGUCAUCUAAGAAGAGCAUGAGGUGAAAUACGAGACAAUGUUUGGUGAGAUGGACUAAGCUAUAAUAUCAGUUCUUGCGAGCACACAAAAGAGUUUGAAUGAACAGUUAGAUGACUUGAAUACUUAAAUAAAGACUAGGACAGCUGAAACAAUUAACAAAUUGCAGGAAGUUAUUCAGGGUUUGAAUGCAGAAGUUUAAGAGAGCAAAGAAAAAAUAGCCAAAAAUGAAAAAGAAAUUAAUGAGGUGGACUUCAAUGCUAAGAAGGCGAAUGAAGAGGUCAAGGAUAAAAUAGAGGUAACCAAAUGUGUUUAAGAAAUGGUGGCUUGGGUUUCAGAGUAGCUAGUGAGUUAGCAGAUGACUGAUAACUUGAACGUCAUCGCUGGUAAGUUCAAUGAAGUAAGCGUCAAGGUCGCUGAGAAUUUGUCUAAGAUCCCAGCUGAUAGUGGUCCUAAGAAAUCAGAUGCUCUUAACGUCAAGAAACAAGAAAAACCAAAGCCUGAGAAUCUGAAUGUCUCAGAGAAGAGACCUAAGCCUAAGGAAGAAGUCAAAGCUAAGGAAUAACCAAAGACAGAGGAGAAGAAAGAACCAACUCCGACCUAGAAAAAAGAUCCUACUCCUUAAAAUAAAACACCCACACCCUAAAAUAAAACUCCCACGCCAUAAUAGAGUAAGACCCCUACUCCUUAAGAGGAUGAAGAUGAUGAGGAACAAAAUGAUGAAGAGGACUAGGAGCAAGAAUAGGAUGGCGAAGAAGAUGAAGGUGAGUAAUAAGAUGAAGAUAAUGAUCAAGAAGAUGAUGAGGAGGAAGAAUCUAAUCAGAAAGAUAGUAAAUAGAAGUAAUGA